Messenger RNA from Dunckerocampus dactyliophorus (ringed pipefish), 5511 nucleotides. RefSeq names its product lysine (K)-specific demethylase 5Bb (gene kdm5bb). Gene Ontology annotation, biological process: chromatin remodeling. Gene Ontology annotation, molecular function: DNA binding; histone demethylase activity. The coding region runs from base 187 to 4830 and encodes 1547 amino acids. The record is from RefSeq and is a predicted model, not a curated record. Lineage: Eukaryota; Metazoa; Chordata; Actinopteri; Syngnathiformes; Syngnathidae. Gene Ontology annotation, cellular component: nucleus. The transcript has 28 exons.
UCUCUCCACAGUGCGUGGAUGUGCGUGUCAGCUGCCUCAUCUCGUUUUGAUGUCGACUAGCUGCCACUGGGCCUGUCAGUAAAUAACGAAAUAAACACAUACGUGCGCGCGCGCGUACACACACACACCGAACACUCCGUUUGGAAGACGUGACCUGUGCUGUCGGAGCAACCGAGUCGGUCCGAAAUGAUGAGCCAGGCUCGGCCGGACGAGUUCAAGCCUCCUCCGGAGUGCCCGGUGUUCGAGCCCAGCUGGGAAGAAUUUGCAGACCCGUAUGCCUUCAUCAAUAAGAUCCGUCCCAUCGCUGAGAAAACGGGCAUUUGCAAAGUCCGGCCGCCUCAGGGUUGGCAGCCUCCGUUUGCUUGCGAUAUUGACAGGCUUCAUUUUGUUCCUCGCAUUCAGAGACUCAAUGAACUGGAGGCUCAGACCAGAGUCAAGCUCAAUUUUUUGGACCAGAUUGCCAAAUUCUGGGAUUUGCAGGGAUGUGCCCUGAAGAUUCCCCACGUGGACAGGAAGAUUUUGGAUUUAUACCAGCUAAAUAAGCUGGUAGCAGACGAAGGUGGAUUUGACAUUGUCUGUCGGGACAGACGAUGGACCAAGAUUGCGAUGCAGAUGGGCUUUGCCCCCGGUAAAGCAGUUGGCUCGCACUUGCGAGGACAUUAUGAGAAAACGCUCUACCCCUACAAUCUCUUUCAGAGUGGCGCAAACCUGCUGGCACCAGAGGCAGCUUCCAAACUGAUGCGUUUGGAGGCUGAUCCUGAGCUUGAAAAGUGUGUUCAAAAGCCAGUCCAGCUAGCAGAGAGAGAAGAACAGAAAGUAGAAAGUUUGGAGCAGGUUGACAGCAAGGAGCUCUUGCUGCAGGAUCCAGCACUACGGCAGCCCAUUCAGACGCCCGAGUCUUGCCCCAGCGCUCGCAGAGGAAAGCGCAUGAAGUCUGAGUCAAUCUGUGUGAAGAUUGAACCAGGCGAGCCAGGUGACAGUCGGCCGAACUUGAGGAGGAGAAUGGGCUCUUUUGUUGCUAAGCCCGAACCAGAGAGAGAGAUUCCCAUUCUAGUGAAUCAGGAGCCAGUUGAAAGCAAGGAACAAAUAAUUGAAGCAGCAGAUAAAUUCAAGCAACGCUACAAGAAAUACAUCCCCCCUGUUCCUCCAAGCCCAGUGGACCUGGUUGUCUGUCUGGUGUGUGGCAGUGGGGGAGACGAAGACCGCCUGUUGCUAUGUGAUGGCUGUGACGACAGCUACCACACUUUCUGCCUCAUCCCCCCUCUACAUGACGUCCCCAGGGGAGACUGGAGGUGCCCCAAGUGCCUGGCUCAGGAGUGCAACAAACCUCAUGAAGCAUUUGGCUUUGAGCAGGCUUACAGAGACUAUUCCCUGCGUGCUUUUGGGCAAAUGGCCGAUGCAUUCAAAUCAGAUUAUUUUAAUAUGCCAGUUCAUAUGGUUCCUACAGAGCUGGUGGAAAAAGAGUUCUGGCGCUUAGUGGGAGCCAUCGAGGAGGAUGUUACUGUUGAAUAUGGAGCAGAUAUAGCUUCAAAAGAGUUUGGGAGUGGAUUCCCCAUUCCUAAUGGAAAGUUUAAGGUUUCUCCUGCUGAUGAGAAAUACCUCAAGUGUGGGUGGAACCUCAACAACUUGGCAAUGAUGAAUCCAUCCGUACUCACUCAUGUCACAGCGGACAUCUGCGGAAUGACAUUGCCCUGGCUCUAUGUUGGCAUGUGCUUCUCCUCCUUUUGUUGGCACAUCGAGGACCAUUGGAGCUACUCAAUCAACUACCUGCAUUGGGGGGAACCCAAAACAUGGUAUGGAGCUCCCGGUUUUGCUGCAGAGCAGCUCGAGGGGGUGAUGAGGAAACUGGCUCCAGAGCUGUUCGAGUCUCAGCCCGACCUGUUGCACCAGCUUGUCACCAUCAUGAACCCCAACACCCUGAUGGCUCACGGUGUCCCAAUUUAUAGAACAAACCAGUGUGCUGGUGAGUUUGUUGUCACGUUUCCCAGAGCCUACCACAGUGGCUUCAAUCAAGGCUUUAACUUUGCAGAGGCAGUCAACUUUUGCACUGUUGACUGGAUGCCUCUUGGAAGACAAUGUGUUGACCACUAUCGCAUGUUACACCGGUACAAUGUUUUCUCCCAUGAUGAGAUGGUGUGCAACAUGGCAGCAAAAGCAGACACCCUUGAUGUGGUCCUGGCAUCUGCUGUCCACAAGGAUAUGGGCAUUAUGAUCCUGGAAGAGAAAGAACUGAGGGAAAAAGUGACAAAAAUGGGAGUAGUCCACUGGCAGGAGGCAAAAUACGAUAAUCUCCAGGACGACGAACGACAGUGCAUCAAGUGCCGGACUACCUGUUACUUGUCUGCCAUCACCUGUACAUGUAGCCCAGGAGUGCUGGUCUGUCUGCAUCACAUCAGCGACCUCUGCUCCUGCCCAGUCACCAACUACACACUGAAUUAUAGAUACGCACUGGAGGACCUGUUACCCAUGAUGAAUGCUGUGCAACAGCGAGCUGAACAGUAUGAUGAAUGGGCUUCUCGUGUGUCAGAGACUGUAGAGGCUAAACUGGAAAAGAAAAAAGGCCUGCCAGUCUUUCGCUCUCUUCUCGCUGAAUCAGAAUCCAAGCUGUUCCCCGACAAUGACCUGCUGCGUCGGCUGCGUCUGGUCACCCAAGAUGCAGAAAAGUGCUCCUCGGUGGCGCAGCAGCUGUUGAACGGAAAGAGGCAGACCAGGUAUCAGUGUGGCAGUGGGAAAUCCCGCAGUCAACUGACUGUGGAGGAGCUGAGUUCAUUUGUAAGGCAACUGUAUAACCUCUCCUGCAGCCUCCCUCAAGCCCCCUUGUUGAAGGUACUCUUGAAUCGCAUUGAAGACUUCCAGCAACACAGCGAGAAGGUCCUUGCAGACAAGAUGCCCAGUGUUGCCGAGAUCCAGAACCUAUUAGAUGUCAGCUUUGACUUUGACGUGGAUCUGCCUGAGCUGCCUCGCUUAAGGGAGAGGCUAGAGCAGGCCCGCUGGCUAGAGGGGGUGGAGCAAGCCAGUAUCCAGCCUGCAACACUGACUUUGGAAACCAUGCGAAGGCUCAUAGACCAGGGCGUGGGCCUGGCACCGCACUCAACCGUGGAAAAAGCCAUGGCACGCCUUCAGGAGCUUCUGACAGUGUCAGAACAUUGGGAGGACAAGGCGAGCAGUCUUCUGAAAUCCAGACCACCUCACUCCAUUGAGACCCUUUGUGCUGCUGCUGAGGAGGCGUCUGGAAUCUCAGCUCACCUCCCAAAUUGCCUUCUCCUGAAAGACACCAUCAGAAAAGCUCAAGAAUGGCUUCAGGAAGCUGAGCAACUUCAGGCUAACGAUUGCAUACUAAUGGUGGAAAAUUUAUCUAACAUGGUGUUACGAGGACAAGCCAUUCAAAUCCACCUGGAGCCCUUGGAUAGACUGGAGUCUUUAAUGGCAGAGGUACAAGACUGGAAAGAAUCUGCUGCUUUAGUUUUCCUUCAGAAAGACACUGCCCAUUCCCUGCUUGAGGUUCUGUGUCCAAGAUGUGAGGUUGGAAAUGAAGGCUCUCCUAAGAGGAAGGCCAAGAAAGGGAAGGAAUCGCCUAAAAGUAAUAAGAAGAAACCUCUGAGACUCAACACUGCCAAUGACGUAGAGAAAGCUCUUUCAGACGCCAAGGAUUCAGCCUCUGCUUAUGCAACUCUGGAGGAUCUGCGGGUCAGGGAGAUGGAGGCCAUCUCUAAUCUAAGAGUGGCAAAUGAGUCAAAACUCCUCCCUACUGCAGACUGCAUGGAUUUGAAGGUGUGUGUCUGUCAGAAGAUACUCAUGGGAGCAAUGUUGCAGUGCGAACUGUGCAGAGAUGCCUUCCACAGCGUGUGUGUCAGGAGCCAAUCAGACCUCAGUGAAACACCGCCAUGGCUGUGUCCCCAGUGUCAGCGAUCCAGAAAACCCUCGUUAGACAAAGUUCUCCCCCUAGUCUCUUCCCUGAGGCAUCUGAAGGUUCGCCUGGCGGAGGGUGACGCACUGCACCACCUGGUUGAGAGGACAGUUAACUGGCAGCAUCAAGCUCAAGAAUUUCUACAGUCUUGCAAUUUGACUGAACUGGAAAAUGAAGCGGAAUCACCCCCCACUUUGACCCGUUGUGCAUCUGGCUCCACAGACACUUACAAGAACACUCAGGCUCCUUGUUUGACUCCAGAGUGGAACAAGACAAAUCCUGCUCAGACUGUCUUCUAUACCGAGCAGAGAUGCAUCCCACUGCAGGGCUUGAGUCAGGACCUGGAGGAGCUGAUGGUGGAAGGUCUCCUACUCCAAGUGUCAUUACCAGAGGUCCAGACCCUCCACCAUGUUUUAUUGGACAGAGCCACAAGCCAGCACACAAACACUUGUGUGUCUCCACCGCAGGACGACCUCACGGACUGCGAUCAACAUAUACAAUUUAACUCUCAGGGAAAAAACCUCCACCAGGACGGUGACAUGAGGGAACCUGUGUUUGUUCCACAGAAGAAAUCAAAGAGGCAUUUAGAGAGGGAAGCUGUAAAUACCAAGGGGAGAGACAGAAAGCACUCUUACAAAAGACAGAAGAUUAAUAAAAAGCAAUUACAGCGCAGACCAGCCUCAAACCUGUCCUCACCACGAUCUGAUAUCUCACAGUCGGACGAGUCCGAUGAAGACAUGGCUAUGUGUCCUGCAGAGAUGUGUCAGCUUCCAGAGGGGGAUGAGGUGGACUGGGUCCAGUGUGACGGCAGCUGCAACCAGUGGUUUCACCAAAUCUGUGUUGGUGUCACUGCUGAGAUGGCGGAGAAGGAGGACUACAUUUGUGUCCGAUGUACACUGAGCAACAGACACAAGAGUAAAUGAAGAGAUUUUUCCCAAAUGACAGUUGUUGAGGUGCCACUAGUCACACUCUGCCACAUAUGUCCAACCUUUUUGUAACAAUGGUGCUAUCUUCUCUUUCACUUGUUGUCCAGAACUAUAUUGUUUAGUUAUUUUUCUUUUUUUCUAUUUUUUACAUACAUAUUAUAUAUAUAUUUACUUCUUAUGGAUUGUUUGUGGCUGUCAAAAUGGAAAAAAAAAAUAACGCAGGAUGUGAUAUGUACUUGCAUGGGAUGCCAGGAGUCUUACUUCAAACAAACCCAGUAUAGUAAAGGUAAAUGGUUGAUCAAGGGUUAUUAUCUUCUUCUCUGGGGCCUCGUUGCAUGCUUAGCAAAAUUGAAUUGAGUCAACUUUUUUCCUCUCUAUCCCACCGUUUGUUUUUUAAUUCCAAUGUUUAGUACAUGCAUCUUAAUAUAAUUAUUCCCAUUUUUGUAGAAUAGGUUUAUUUAUCUCAGCAAUAAUUUGACAUAAAUGGGUCUACAUCAAAUUGUUAGUGCCAUAGCAAUGGUGUGAUGUACAGAAAGCUACACAAGUGGAUGGGUGGCAGCUGCAGAGUAGCAGGUUGAAGGGAAAGAAUGCUCACGUGGCAGCGUGUAACUUGGUGUAGGAUGCUCAGUGUGGACAUGGCAUAGUUUAUAUUGUGGAAUAAAUUCAUUUUGUUCUAUG